Cladocopium goreaui is the source of this 2426-nucleotide messenger RNA. NCBI's taxonomy places the organism in Eukaryota, Dinophyceae, Suessiales, Symbiodiniaceae. The record is from the annotation of a GenBank genome assembly.
AUUUUGGCCAAACUCUCAGAGGAGCCAGAACGCGUCUUGCGCGCGGUUUCGUGGCUGGAUGCUGCAGUCAUUCCCUAACGACUGCUUUGGUCAUUGGUUGAUGAGUUGUGCCCCCCAAGCUGCGACGAAUGGCAGCAGCGCCAAGCAGUCGGACAUUUGCAGCAGUGCUCACUGCUUUCUCACAUGCAUGGGGACUCUGCUGAUUGCAAGGACUUUACGGUCCACCGAGUUGUUCAACACUUCAUGAAGGCUCGGAUGACAGAAGAAGAGCGCGUUCACGCAGCGCGCACGGUGGCUGUGGUUCUCAGCAAGCUGCUGAAGCGAAGCCUCCAUGAAAGGCCAGAUGUUGUGAAGUUCAAUCGGCAGCUUUUGCCUCAUCUUUGUGCACUCUUUCCAGAUGCUGAAGUCUCGAUGGACUCUGAAGCAGCCAAGUGUGCUGCAGAAAAUCCCUUAGUAUUUGGGCGAUUGCUUUGUUGCGCUGCCGACUUCUAUCUUCACGAGCAGAGAGACAGGCAAAGUGCAAAACGUGUUUUGGAUCUCGCAGAACAGCUUCUGCGUCUUGAUCCAGGAGAGUACGGUCUCGCUACCAAGAUGAUUUCCCGAUGUGGGAGCAGGUGCCGCAACAGCUUUCUGUCUACGUUGUCUACAUCUGACAAAGGAGCCUGGCGUGCUAGCUCGGACAUGCUUGACGUGGCUAUUCGAUUGAAAGUGCUCCGCGCUUUCUACUCUGAAGUCUUGGAGAACAACUUGGAAGAGGCAGCAGAGCACCUAGCUGCAGCCCAACGGCUUUGCCCGAUUGAUUCCACGCUUCAAGCAGACUUGCUGCACCUGGCCGGCAAUCUAGAACGAAGGCACGGCCGAUACGAAAAAGCUCUUCGCUUCAUGAAAGAUGCACUGGAGCUCAAAAAGCUCCACGCGCAUAUUUUCAAUGAAGCUUCAGUGGCCUACUCGCAGCAUGGCUUGGCAAAUUUGUAUUCGGUCAUGCAGGAGCAAGAGAAGGCUCGUGCAGAGAUUCAAGAUGCCAUUUGCAAGAAGGAGAAGUUCUAUGGCAACCAGAACCAUCUGGAUGUGGCCCGAAGUCAAACAAGAUAUGCCUUAAUUCUCGGGCCCACAGAGCAGGCAGUGCAAAUACUUGAAGACGCACUUGUUGUCUACAAGGAGUUCCUUAAUGAUGAUCAAUACGAGGUGGCUCAAGUCAAGGGAAUCCACCGCGACUACAAGCAGAUUUUGAAUGAUGGUCACUGCCAAUAUCGCCAAAAGGCUACCAAGCUACAAGCGUUGCCAAUUGCUCCCUUGAACGCCCCAUCCUGGCAACGCGUCCUCCUGAGCAGCUCCGUUUAUCCCCGACAGAUUGGUGGGCCAGAAGGCCGAUACUAUGCAACUGUGGGUGAUGCGGCGCCAGGAAAGAAUGUUCAGAUCUUGAAGGGAUGGCGCGACUGGCACAAAGACACGAUGAAACGAACAGGCCCGGCGAUGUGGUUGAGUGCAUGGAAGAGGCACUGCGACAGCGGGGAAGAGCCGGAGUGGAAGAUGCAAGGGCUGCUGCAGCUGCGAAAAGAAGAUAGGAAGGAAGCAAGUCUGAGGGCUGAACACCAGACUCCUUGUCAGGAUGAGCAGGAGGCUACACCAGAAGUCGCCAUUAGGUUUCAGGGAGCGUGCUCACACGUGAUCAGGUUGGAAUACCCCAAGCCCGGAGAUCUUUCUGAACAGGUGGGCGGCAAGCUCUUUGACAUCUUCCGUACCAAUAUGGACUUCGACCUGGACCUGCCUGUUUGUCAGAACGAGGAUGGCGGUUCCCACGACCGGUUGCAAAGAGAGUUCUGCUAUCUUCGGAAAGGCGCUUCCCCCAUGGCCCGUGUGAAAUUGCCUGUCGCUGAGCAGGCCACACCUGGCAGCUGUGACCUCUUGCUUCUCCAUGGGCUGCGAAUGCAUGCUGACAAGCUUGAAGAUUCGCUGGAACCCUUUGAGGUGUUCAAGUCUUGUGAGCGGCUGAUUGUGGACUUGGGUCAUUCCCUUGACUUGAAUUAUGUCCAAGACCUUUGCACUUGCUUGGCAUUUUCAUCAUGACCUUUGGCCAGCUCUCCGGUUCAAAAGCUUGCCCAAUGUGGGUGGGCUAUGUGCUGCGAAGCUUUUUGCUAGCCUAUGGUCGACCGACUGCACAGUCGUACUGCUGGAUGAUGCAGUGAGUGAUUCUGCGGCGCGAUCAAGUCCGUUCGUGUCAUGUAAAUUGCUCCCCGCCAAACGGCAGUACUUUUGCAACUUGCCGGUGUGACAGCCUCACCGGCGUUGCUUGGUUUACAGUUUCUAUCUUUUACAGAUUGCUGGGAUGGUUGGAGACUAUCCCUUUGUUCCGUAUCUUCCAGGAGGUUGAUGCAGAUUAUGCCCAGCCACCGGUGUGCCGACCGCAUGACCCAACAGCAAACAAU